Molecule: messenger RNA, 1500 nt
Organism: Melitaea cinxia (Glanville fritillary)
Lineage: Eukaryota; Metazoa; Arthropoda; Insecta; Lepidoptera; Nymphalidae
Product: coiled-coil domain-containing protein 112-like
Exons: 9
Coding region: 1-1149 (382 amino acids)
Source: RefSeq, a predicted model, not a curated record
AUGUCUAAAACAAAUAAUUCAAGAACAAGUAGUGAACUUGUUUCCACUAACGAUAGUGAUUACGUAGCUAGACUAAGACGACUGAAAAUACAAGAAGGAAUUUUGGUAUCAAACGUUAACAAGAAAUGCGAAGAACAUUUAGAAAUAAGUGACGAAAAUAAUAAAUAUAAGAAAAACGUAGACCUUAAGAAGUAUUUAUAUCAAUUAAAACAUUCAUAUACCCAGAUGAAGAACUUGUAUGAAGAUAUAAAAGUGAAAACCAAUAUUCACGAAACCUCAGGAUCUAUUGAUGAAAUAAAAAACGAUAUUUUAGAACUUGAAGAUAAAAUAAAAUCAUUUAAACAAUUUUUAAGUAAAGAAUUACAAAGAAAGCAAGUUGAAGAAAGCGCUUUAUUGGAGAAGAGCAACGAUAACAAUUUAGAAACAAAAAAAUGUGUAGUGUACCCGAAAAACCAAACGAAAAAGUAUAAGGAAUUAGUAUCAAGUCCAGUACGAGUUUUAAUAAAAUCUCCCUUCAAAUGUUUAGAAAUCCACCAGUUUCAAGAGUUUAUGAAAUCUAGUCCCAAUCGUUAUGGUGGUUGGAACGAAUAUAAGCACAGUCAAUUCGUUCAAAUUUGGGACAAACACAAUGGAGAUGUUGUCUUUACUUCAAAACCUAUUAGGGAUACUCGUCUUUUACUAGACUUUAAAAAUGAAGUUUUGCACAAAAUUUCAGUUCAUUAUGGAUCAUCGUAUAUAGGAACAAAAGCAGAAGAUGUUAUUUCACAUAUUGAAUGGUAUUCUCAGUAUAUUUACCUAAAAAUGUGCCAAAAAAAGGCGCUUGACAAGUGGAAAGAAAAUAGAAGGAAAAUAAAAAAGCCACUUCGAGAGGGUAAAAGUACCGGAACUAUAAAUUCUGCAUUAGAAAAUACAAAUGUACGGAAAUUUCCGGCAAUUAAUACGAGUAUAAACGGUGAAACUUUUACGAAUGUUGAAAGUGACGUGAUAGAUAUACAACGUAAGUUGGACGUUCGUAGAUUGAUGCGUCCUACAAAACAGUGGAUAAGAAGAUGUGAAAAAGAUAAAAAAAUUGAUACUUUUGGAAGUAAUAUUGACAACUUUUCUAAACUGUGUGUUCCUGCUUGGCGUUUAAAUACUGAAUUUUCAUAAAAAAAGAAAAUUUGAAGACCACAUCUAAUUUAAAUGAUUAUGAUAACGAAAUUAGCUUAACAUUAUCUAAUAAGUGAACAAUGAUCAACUCAUAACACUAUUUUAACAAAUUUUCAUUACUUUCGACCAAUACAAAAUUCAUAUACAUAUAUGAAUUCAUAUUAUGAUAACGUAGUUAUUUUUCUUUUAUUUAUUACAAUAAUAAAAAUAAAGCACAUUUACUUUUUACUAAACAAAUUUAUGCCAAUGAUUAACCGCUUGAUUGAUGUUCUCUCAUUACAAUAAAGCCAAUAGGCAAGUCACAGCAUAUCACCCCGAAAUAAAACGAAAUAAACUGAAAGUUUGUAUAAA